Molecule: messenger RNA, 1275 nt
Organism: Drosophila hydei
Lineage: Eukaryota; Metazoa; Arthropoda; Insecta; Diptera; Drosophilidae
Exons: 2
Coding region: 108-1256 (382 amino acids)
Source: RefSeq, a predicted model, not a curated record
UUAAAAAAUAGUAGGCUUUUUAUAAACUUCAUCUUAGUUAGACCUUUUCAUUUAUUUAUUGGCUACUUUCGGAAAUUAUCUUUAGAACAUUACAAUAAUUAGUCAAUAUGUCUGCUUACGCUAAAUUCAAAAUUGCUUCCAUGGUAGUGCUUGGAAAAACCCGCCUUCAAUGUUUUAGUACAGGAAAUUCGAGCCGUGGUGGGCCAAAGCAGGGUGGUAACGGAAAGGCGCACAAUGGAAAUCAGAACAUAAAGUUUGAUCCUUAUAAGUUAUUUAAAGAUAAAGUCAGUAAACAAUAUUUCGUUAACGACGCAGACGCUAAUUAUAUGGAAUGCCUCUUCACUAAGUGGGUUCAUAACCCGACUUCUGUCCAUCGGUCAUGGCAUCAGUACUUUACCGAUGUUUUGCAAAGUAAAAAUGUAGGAGAUGUCGCGAUUCUGCCGAUUAGGCAAAAAUCGCCUUCAAGAACUUCAAAUAAAGAUACUUCUUCCACACAACCUCCUAUGGCUAAGAAAGUUACUCACAAAGAAUCAAGUGAUUGUGACAUAAUGAAACCAGAAAAUGAUAUAAUAAAACCUACAACUAGCAAAGCUUCUCGCAAAGUUAGCGAGCCAGAAUAUAACACUUCCGCGGAAUCUACGACUAGCAAAUCUUCUCACAAAGUUACUGAUAGAAAGGAAUCACCUCAUGAUGACAUAUUGGAGCCGUAUUCCGAUCCAAAGAGACCAUACAUACAACCGCAGCCAGUUAGGAUUAUGAAACCAAAAGAGGGAAAACCAGGCAGAGGGACGGAAACUGAGAAAAAGAAACCGAAAAUCCAACGAGAGCCAACAUAUAAAAAUCCAAUCAAAAAUUCCACGUUAACAAAACCUACAAAAGACGAAUAUUUGAUUGGUCAUAUAAUUUUGAGUCCCGCUAAAGAGAGUGUCACUGGCCCCGUUAGUUCGAAACAGGACGAGAUAAAAAACACAGUUGAAAAAGAUAUCGCACCAACGAACAUGGUGGGCCAGCCGAAGCCGUUCAAGUCAAAAACACAGCCGUCCACAGGGACAGUUGCCAGUAGAUCCAAAAUUGACUUCAGGAAAUCCCUGCAGCAGAUCAAGGAUCAGAAGGCCAUACAGCGCGUGAGGUCGGCCUUGUCGAAAACCCAAUUUCGAGCCAAACGUGAAUAUAUUAAAUCGCAGCUGAACCGCAUUGCUAAGAUGAAGAGAAGCAAUGGGCCAAAAAUUAGCUCAACACCCAAGUCCGAAAAAUAGAUGCGAAAUUUCAGUACAA